Messenger RNA from Coffea arabica (coffee), 3096 nucleotides. Lineage: Eukaryota; Viridiplantae; Streptophyta; Magnoliopsida; Gentianales; Rubiaceae. The record is from RefSeq and is a predicted model, not a curated record.
AUGCUAAAAAGACAAUUAAAGGAGGCGUAUGAGGAAGAAGAGAUGUUUUGGAGUCAGAAAUCUAGAGUUCAGUGGCUAAAGGAGGGAGAUAGGAAUACACAUUUCUUCCACUCUAGUGUGAAGGGGCGAAGGCAGAGAAACAAGCUUCACAGAUUACUACGAGAGAAUGGGGAUUGGACUAACUCAGAAGAGGAGAUAGGAGAAGAAGUGGUGAGUCAUUAUAAAGACCUCUUCUGCAGUAAAGGGACUGAACAGGUAGACAUGGUUCUAGAAGGAAUAUCACAGACCAUCACUGACCAAAUGAACCUUAGACUUACUGAACCUGUUAGGGAGGCAGAAAUCAAAGAAGCUUUGUUUUCCAUGAACCCAACAAAAGCUCCAGGCCCUGAUGGCAUGACACCAAACUUUUUCCAGAAAUUCUGGAAUAUCCUCAAAACAGACGUAAUUCAGGCCAUCACAAGUUUCUUCCAUUCUGGCCAUAUGCUCAAAGCAGUUAAUCAUACCAUUAUUUCCCUGAUACCUAAGGUAGAAAACCCCACUGAUAUAAAGCAGUUCAGACCUAUUAGUCUUUGCAAUGUCAUUUACAAAAUCAUAUCCAAAAUACUUGCAAACAGAUUGAAAAAAGUGCUGGAUAAUUGCAUCAGUAAAAAUCAGGCAGCUUUUGUGCCUGGAAGACAAAUUUUGGAUAAUGUCAUUGUCUCUCAUGAGUACAUGCACUAUCUUAAAAACAAAAGGCAGGGAUCUCAAGGUUUCAUGGCUUUAAAGUUAGAUAUGUCAAAAGCCUAUGACAGGGUGAAGUGGGGAUAUUUGAAGGAAAUGAUGAUCAAACUGGGAUUCUGUGAAAAAUGGAUCAGAUGGAUCAUGGAGUGCAUCACAACAGCUACUUUCUCUUUCAAUAUAAAUGGGGAAGCAAGAGGAUAUGUGAUACCUUCUAGGGGGAUUAGGCAAGGUGACCCCUUAUCACCGUACCUAUUCUUACUAGUCUCUGAAGGUUUUUCAAAUCUGCUGGCUCAAGCUGAGAGUAACCAGAAGCUGACAGGAAUGAAAAUUAGCAGAAGUGGACCAGCAAUCAGUCAUCUUUUCUUUGCAGAUGAUUCCCUGAUUUUUUGCAAAGCGGAUACAAGUCAAGCUGAAGAGGUGCUGAGGAUAUUGGAAAAAUAUGGAAAAGGUUCGGGACAAAUGAUAAACAUGGACAAGUCUUCAGUGUUCUUUAGUAAGAAUGUGACACAAGAAGAUCAAGAAGAAAUCUGCAGCAGACUAGGAAAUAUAAGAAGGGUGCAUCAAGGAAAGUAUCUGGGAUUGCCAAUGGUAAUAACCAGAACCAAGGAACAAAUAUUUGGCUAUAUCAGAGACAAAUGCCAGAAAAAGGUCUCUAACUGGUGCAACAAGAAGCUCAGCCAAGUAGGAAAAGAGGUGUUACUGAAAGCAAUCACUAUGGCCAUGCCAACCUAUGCAAUGUCUUGCUUCAAGCUUCCAGUGAAAUUGUGUAAGGAUAUACAUGCCUUAAUGGCAAAAUUCUGGUGGGGAGGAGAUAAUGAAAAAAGAAAAGUACACUGGUGUUCAUGGAAAAAGAUGGCAGCUGAGAAGAACAGAGGAGGACUAGGAUUCAGAGACUUACAAGCUUUCAACAAAGCCUUGUUGGGUAAACAAAUCUGGAGGCUCCUCACGAGUCCAAACCUGCUGAUGAGCAAGGUGUUGAAAGCAAAGUACUACUGGAAGGAGUCACCUUUGAGCUGUGAAGUAAAAGGCAACUCAUCCUGGAUUUGGAAAAGCUUGAUGGGAGCUAGGGAGGAGGUUAAGCGAGGGGUAAGGAAGAGGAUUGGAAAUGGGAAGGGGACCAGAAUUUGGGAGGAUGCUUGGAUUCAGGAUGGGAAGGAUGGAAAGCUAGAGUCCCCUAAACCCACAGGGUGCCUGAUGAGCAAAGUGAGUGAACUGAUAUCUAAUUCUAGAUGGAAUUCACCACUUGUUUUCAGGACCUUUAACACAAGAGAAGCAGGACAGAUACUUAAGACUCCUGUAAGCCUAACUGGUCGACCUGACUGCUACUCCUGGAGUUAUAGUACCAAUGGCCAAUACACAGUUAGAUCAGCGUAUGAGGCAAUCACAAGGGAGGGUAAGCAGCAGGAAUCCAACGGGAGACUGAAGGGGGAGACAAGCUGGGAAGGAGGGAGUGAGAAAGUCUGGAAACAGCUAUGGAAGUUGAAGAUAAAGCAUAAACAAAAGCUGUUUAUAUGGAAAAGUCUGAACCAAGUCUUGCCGGGUAGGGAAGCAAUAUACAAAAGAAUAGGCAAAGGUGACAUGAUUUGCAAGCUGUGUGGAGAAGGUAGUGAGACAGUUGAACACAUCUUUUUUCAUUGCACAAAGGCUCAAAUGAUAUGGCAGAUGGCACCCCUCCAGUGGGAUGGAAUUAAGGAACAUACUGCUGACUUCAGAAGAUGGUGGAGCAUUUUAAUGGAGGCACAAACCAGACGGGAGGGACUGGAACAUAUAGCUUUAACAGUGGAAAUACUCUGGCAGAUUUGGAAAGCUAGGAAUGAAGCUGAAUUCGAAGAGAAGGAUAGACAUCCAAUGGAAGUUAUCAGGAAAGCAAUUAAGGAUUGGGAGGAGUAUCAACAAGCACAACAAAUGGAACAUCAUAUGAGCAUCUCAAAAACAGAAGUAGCACAAGAAGAUGAGGAAAGGCUGAGGGAAGAGGAUAAUCUGCUAAACAUCAGUGUUGAGGUAGGACAGCAUGCAGAAGGCCAAAACAUGGGAAUUGGAGUUACAGCAGAAAAUAACAGGAGCCAGAAAUGUGCAGCUUGGAUACUGAAGGAGAGAAGUACUGGUUCGGCUGUUGUGGACAACUUGAUGGCCAUCAAACUGGCACUCUGUAAGCUAAACGAGAAAGGGUGGCAAUAUAUCAAGAUCCAAACACCAUGUACUCAGGUGCUGAAUAUGCUACGACCCCAAGCUACUAGCAAUUCAAGGCUGGUAACUCACCUGGAGGAUAUCAGAGACCUUAGCUCAAUGUUUAGGAAAUGCUCAUUUGAUAGUUUACCUGUUGAAGUGAAUAGGCUCAGUGAAAAAUUGAGCAAGCUAGCUAUGAGGAUACUUUAA